Paramecium pentaurelia is the source of this 249-nucleotide messenger RNA. Lineage: Eukaryota; Ciliophora; Oligohymenophorea; Peniculida; Parameciidae. The record is from the annotation of a GenBank genome assembly.
AUGGGAACUUGUGCCAGUAGAAAAAACCCAGGAACGCUAUAAAGAAGUGUUGCUUAAAAACACAUUGAGAUUGAUUUCGAAAAGCUUUUGAAAUAUAAUAAAGAGAGGGAAGGUAAAGAAGGAAAAGAACAUCUUCAGCAAUAACAAUCAUUUUGUUAAAUAUUUCUUCAAGACAACAAAUAGAAUGCCCCAUAUUCUUUAACCUAAAAUUUGGGACCAUCCACUUAAUUAGAAUAUAAAAGAUAGUGA